GACAGCGUCCGUUAACUGGUGAACAGGUGGCUGCUCCAUCUCACCCCGGGACUAACAGCUGACAAAGCGCUGCCACUGGCGAAACGUGGAGUCGAGGCGAGUUUCUAGUCUUCUUCAUCGUGCAUUGAAAUAUUCGUCUGACUUGUCGUCUGCACUUUUAUUGUUUUCCCUUCCCCACCCCCACACCCGACAUCGUGGCGCGCAGUUAUCCAAAUGGAGAAAGUUUGAACAGAGCCAACGUUUUUACUAACCGACAGUGCCUUCGCCAAGAAAGGUGUGUAUGAAUGUGUGUUAAAAACAAACAACAACAACAACAACAACACUCUUGCCGUGUGAAAGUGGUGGCGCUGCUAGCUCUGUGUACCUGUGACUGACACACGAGCGAGAUGCACACAAGGAAAGGCGCCCUGUGCUCCGCGAAGCGCGCCAGUGGAGCUGCAUGCGCGAGGAGAAGCCGAGGGAGGAGAUGUGAGGAGAGCUGACUGCCGGUCAUCGGAGGAUUGAACCUUAUGCCCUUCGUCAGCAGCGGGUGACGGGUGGCAGCGCAGGGGGCUGUAGCGGAUCCACCCCAAUCGCGGCCAUGAUGAAACAUCCGGACAAAGCGCAUGCCAUGCUGCUGGAGAAUCUGCGAGUAAUAUCGGAGUACCGCCGGCGCUCGUUGGCAGAGAAUUACAGGCGAGCUUCCCUUGCCGCCCCAACAUGGGCCGCCAGCAGGUGGAGCUCCGGCUCCAGUCAAGGAGGCAGCGAGGGCCACGGACCGACCUUGAGCGCCCAUGGAUCGUCGCACAGCUUCCGCCAGCAUCACCCCUACAGCAGCAGCAGCCACCACCACCAUCACGGCCACACCAAGGACGCGCUCGGUCACAGCGACCGGCAGCGCAGGAAAGAGUCUCCCUCUGGCGGUGGGGACCUGGCCGCAACAUCCACCUCGCCAUCCUCCCUCGCCAACCAGCAGCAGCAGUUGUCGGCGCCCGAGGCGGGCGCUGUAGUCCGGCAGUCUUCCUUCCGCAAGCAGCGCCCGGCCGGGGAAGGUCCCAAGCUGGAGGUCAAAAUUGCGCCUGACCCCAUCAUCUCCACCAUUCCUCCCUCCACGCCGCCAGGCCAGACCAUCAUGCAUCGCUCUCCGCUUCGGCAGCACGACCUGCUGACCUCGGCACCUCUCGCCAUGGACGUGGACAACGGCGACAUUACGGAUGUCGUGGACGGAGGAGGCGGUGGCGACAACGACGGGACGCUGAGGGUGAUGGGGCGCUUUCCGGGUGGGGGCCGCUACUACCCCGUGGACUACCCGGUGGAAGGCGGCCGUUACGUGCCACCGGACCCGUACGCCAUCGAGCGCUCGCGCCGAGGUCGCAAACGCGUCAUCCUUAACGUGGGCGGGGUCAAGCAUGAAGUCCUGUGGCGCACGUUGGAGCGCAUGCCUCACACGCGGCUGGGCAAGCUGCGCGAGUGCUGCUCCCACGAAUCGCUGAUGGACCUUUGCGAUGACUACUCGCUGGCCGACAACGAGUAUUUCUUUGACCGCCACCCGCGAUCUUUCGCCUCCAUCCUCAACUUCUACCGCACGGGCAAGCUCCACCUGGUGGAGGAAAUGUGUGUCUUGUCGUUCAGUGAGGACCUCGAGUACUGGGGCAUCGACGAGCUGUACCUGGAGUCGUGCUGCCAGCACAAGUACCAUCAAAAGAAGGAACACGUGUACGAGGAGAUCCGGAAGGAGGCUGAGAGCAUCCGACAGCGAGACGAGGAUGACUUCGGCACAGGCUACUGCGCGCGCUGGCGGCAGAAAGUCUGGGAUUUACUCGAGAAACCCACCACCUCCAUGGCAGCCAGGGUACUUGCAAUUAUUUCAAUCCUCUUCAUCGUUCUUUCGACCAUCGCACUCACGCUCAACACCAUCCCAGACCUGCAGGACCGGUCGGACCCCACUCUAACCACAGACAAUGAGGACCUGGCCAUGGUUGAAGCCGUGUGCAUUGGCUGGUUCACGUUAGAGUACCUCGCCCGCUUCUGGGCCUCCCCCAACAAGUGGAAGUUUUUCAAAGGCCCGCUCAACGUUAUUGACCUUCUGGCCAUCAUGCCCUAUUUCAUUUCCCUCGGUCACGAGACCAAUAAGAGCACCACGGAACAGUUCCAGAACGUUCGGAGGGUAGUGCAGAUCUUCAGGAUCAUGCGAAUCCUGAGAAUCCUGAAACUGGCACGGCACUCCACGGGUCUCCAGUCUCUGGGGUACACGCUGCAGCGGAGCUACAAAGAGCUAGGGCUGUUACUUAUGUUUCUGGCCAUUUCCAUCUUGCUCUUCUCUAGCUUGGCCUACUUUGCGGAGAAGGACGAGCCAGAGACGAAAUACAAGAGCAUCCCAGAGACAUUCUGGUGGGCGGCCAUCACCAUGACGACAGUAGGGUACGGCGAUAUUUAUCCCAAGACAGUUCUGGGCAAGAUUGUGGGUAGUGUGUGUUGUAUAUGCGGCGUGCUGGUUAUCGCGCUGCCGAUUCCCAUCAUAGUCAACAACUUCGCCGAGUUCUACAAGGACCAGAUGCGGCGCGAGAAAGCCUUCAAGCGGCGGGAGGCGCUGGAGAAGGCCAAGCGAACGGGCAGCAUCGUGUCCUUCCACUCCAUUAACCUCCGCGACGCCUUCGCGCGCAGCGUCGACCUGAUGGAGGUGCACUCCCCUUCCCACAAACCUCGGGACCCUCACCACCCUGCUGGCGGCGGGGGCGGGGGCGGGAGCGGGACGGGUACGACAGCCGACGUUGACGACCAUCACCACCAGCAGCACCAUCACCUUCACGAAGACGACUGCAUCCACAGCGGCAACACGUCGUCAUCCAAUUCCAGCGAGCACGCCAAAGCCCUCGCCCCGUCCUCGUGCGCCCUGCGGCUGAACCAAACGACCCUGGCACCUGCUGCCUGCACUUCGCAUAUCUUGAACGUUGGCAACGACGGCGACUGCGGGGGUCUCGCCAACAGCAGCAUCAACAACCUGCUGGACGCCGACGAGGACUCGCUGAAGAGGAUGACCUCAUCUCAGCCGUUGCUGAACUCUCAACCUCAGGCUCGCCACACUUGUUGGCGGAGUGCCGGUUCGGGGUCCACGGGUGGGUCGGAGGAACGGGGCAGCGUGGACAAGAGCUGCAUCGAGCUGAAGCAGCUGCCCCGGCAGUCCAGCACCGCCUCCAGCUCCGACACGUACACCUCGUGCCAGACCCACCCCCACAGUUCCCCUUCCGCCACGGCUCACCUGCACUCCGACAAGGCUCGACACAACCUCUACGUCAAUCCUCUGGGGGACCCGUCCGGGCUGGGAGGAGAAGGACUGGUGCUGGUCACCACAGGCGUGGGCUCCGGACCUGACCACAUGGGGUCGUAUGAACAUCUGUUCUCGGAACUGACCCAUGGCGGUGGAGCGGGUGAUGGGUUUGGUGUUCCGCCCGAGCAGCCAGAGAUAGGGUUCGGAGUGAGGUGCGGUCGAGGAAGCGUGGAGUGCGAUUCCGAGCAAGGUCAAGGUCAAGAACAGUUCUCACCUGCCAGCCAGAUCGUCCAGCAGCUGGACGCUGGGUUGACCACCACCUGGCAACGAGGCAGCCCGCAGUCCCCGUGCACGACCUCCACCAGUACCAUCACCUACUCCCCAACCCUUGACCGCCAGAAGCUGCAGCAACAUCUUCAGCAUCAUCAGCUUCAGCAGUAUCAGCCGAAUUUUCAGCCAUCGUCGUCGUCGUACAUGCACCAUCCUCAUCCUCAGCUUUCACCGCAACAGCAUCAUCAGCAGUUACAACGACAGGCCAACGUGGCGACCACCAGCAGCAGUUCCAGCCUGCAGGUGCUGAGUAGCAUUGAACCCCGCAAGUCCAGCUUCAAGAGACACAAAUCUCUGUCGGUCGAGAAGCACCCGCGCUUCUCUGAGGUCAAGGAACGAACCUACUCCUCCACAGACAACCUCACUGCCCAGGGCUUUCAGAGACCCAAGUUGAAAUUUCGCAAGGCUGUGUCCCUGGCUAGUCGUCUGCACUCCAGUCCUGGAACAGGAAGAAAACUCGCCAGCUACCACCUCAUCGCUAGCACUAAAUCAGAGUCAAGUGGGGGAGGCGAGCAGGGGGCAACAGACAACUCGUGGAAGGAGUUGCAGAAACAGUCGCCAAUGCAGCGAUCCAGUCCUGCUCUCUUCCACUCCUGCUCUUUCUCGCCUUCCAAGAAGCGCUCCCUCUUAAGGCGAGAAGCCAAUGUGGGUGAUGACAACGAUGAUACUCGAGAACUGCUGUUGGCAGCUUGCCGAGACGGCGAAUGCCAUCACCGACACCACCACUACAACAACAGCAACACCAUCAACAACAACAUUAACACGCAAAGCCAUAGAGGCGGGAUGGGGGACGGUAGGAUUGAACUCAAUCGAGAGCUGACCAACACGGACAUGAGGAAUCAUCACCCACAUCACCAAUACCAACAGCAACAACCCCAUCUCCACUACGACCUGCAUAGUAAUCAGAAGCAACAGGAUGCACAGCAGCGGCAGCGGCAGCAGCAUCAGACGACAACCCCGCAACGCAACAAGCGCCAGCAAGAUCAAAUGUCGCAUCCAAAAGACUUCAGCACCCUCCGGCAGUCCAGUGCGCCCACACCGAUGUCGCCCAUCCCCACCUCUACUGCCCACGGCACUGUCCAGCAGCAGCACUCCUUCCCGGAGUGGACACGCACCCCGGACAUCUUGCCAUUGUUUCCCAACGCUAACACCCGCCUUCCGACUCGCUCCUCCCCGUCUUCUGUCAACUCCACGACUACCUCCACGGCCGCCCCAGCACCUCUGUGUGAUAACGCCAGGCACCCGCCGACCCACGUCGCCAACAUUCUGGAUCAUUCGGGGUGUGAGGGACACGUCCAAAGUAACGGGAACUCUCAGAUCUCGCCCACUUCCGUCGUCGGCGGAGGCAGCGGCGGUGGCGGCGGGUGGGUCAUUUCUCCGCCAAAACCUUCCUACGUCAACGUCAACCCCAACCCGGCCCGAGCUCCAGACGACGAGGUGGACAGUCAAGGUCGCAGCUUCACCCCCGACACACCUUCCCGGUCUGGGGACGAGGAAGAGGACAGGGAAGGCGACGACGAUGAGGAGGACAUUGACGACGAAGACGAAGAGGUCGAGGAGGAAGAGGAAGAUGGUGAUGAUGACGAUGAGGUGAUUGCCGGCGACGCAGAACUGGAUUUUGGCGGGAACAAUCGCUCCGUGCAGCAAGGUCAUAGCAGGUGGGCAACUCCUCCGUCAUCUCGAUCUCGCUCUCCCGGCGGUCUGCCCCCUUUCUCCCCCGCCCACCACUCGAGACUGUCACCCACCGACACGUCGCCCUCUGACCUCGCUGACGAAAGCCUCCGACAUCCAGGACACGCCGGAAUCGGCCGGGGCAGCGGCCUUGAAGGCAGGCUGGGUCGGCAGGCCGGAAGCAGCGGUGGAGGUGGUGGUGUUGACGCCGAUGGUGGCGGAGGCAACUCGACGUCGGCGGGUGGGGUGUCGCUUUCGGACGACGCCAGCAUCCUGAGUCUGUCAGACCCCAGUCUGCACAAGUCCUCGCCCUGCAGCGACCACGCUCCCCCGCUCCCGCUGCUGCGACAGCUAAGCCACCGCGACAGUCAAGCCAGCGGUGACCCCGACCUUGACCCCGACCUAGACCUCUCCUUGUCGCACAGCCUCAGCAUUUAUCACACAGCCGACUCCAGAGCUUCGUCCUCUGAGGCCCUGGCAGUGCCCAAUCUCUCGCCAGACCCCUACCCGCACUCCCAGGUGUCUUCGCACCCCUUGCAGCAGCUAGGGAGUAGCUUGAAUGGCGGAGCGGGGGAUACCUCACCUUGCGGUGGUCCCGACAGUCUUGUGUUUCCUGACGCCAGCGGCUAAAGUCAGCUGCUGGUGGGGGAUCAUUGCAGAUCCCAUGGGCUGGCAGCUGGAUGUCCCUGGGCUUCGUUCAGAUGGAAAGGGAACCUCUUCUGCAACAUCGUCGACAUCUGCCGUCACAGCGCCUCGUGGGUUCCGACGAACGGGCAUCAUUUAUCAUGGCUUCCAUCUAGGCACACCAUCAAUGCAAUUUCUCGGGAAAAACAAGAAAACCGUUUCAAUUUGUUGGUACGCGUUUUUGCCCAGAAUGUAAUCAGUUUUUCUCUAUGGAAUUUCUUGGUUUUUUUAAAAUGAUAUACGUUAUAAAAGAGUCGUUGACUCUACAUGUGUAGAAAGAAAUCUUUGUAAUGGUCUUUCUUAACUACUGUUACACACCGCUCUUUGUUCUAAACUUUGACCAGUGUGAAGCUAAACUAUUUUUUCCUUUAUUCUCACAAUGGUCACAUCUUGACAUCUUGCGUAGAGAACAUACUAACCCCCAUGGGGGGUAGACGCUUCUCCGAAUACUUCCAGCUGUGUGGGAAAAGUUGUGAGCGAGCCAAUGGAGCAUUUCUGCAGUGGGGGUCACUCGUCUCUCCUAACCCUUGCCAGCUAGCUGAAGAGCCGAGGACGCGUACAGACGGGACCCCCUCACCCCGGGUGGGUGUCGAACUCUCGCGGGAAGUGACUCGCCUGGUGCGUGAUUGGUUGCGAUAGAAACAGGCGAGGAUUAUGCAACUUGUUGUGGCUUUUCAGCCAUUGCAAACCACUCAUCAAGGGACAGAUAAAUCAUCGCCGUGAUCGACUGCUUGCUUGCUUGCCUGCCUGUCUGAAUGGGCGAUCUAACUAUUGAGUUUGGUUGUUGGUUGGUUUGUUCCUGGAAAACCCGUUUACCCGUUUGUUUUUCUUCUUUGAUCGACGUCAUGAUUACAAGAGCAUUGUUGUGCUGUGAUUCUUUUUCCAACCACUCUUUUUAACUCUACAUUUCGUGACCAUUGGUUCUGUUACAGCUGCGACUGUUUGACCGUUGAACUAGUUGGUAGUUUUUGUUUAAUGAGCUGCACUUUCCACAUUUUUGCCUAGACACGAUUGGCUCGAACCUGGCACGUAAGACUUUCUGCCCCUUAACAUGUGUUUGUUACUUACCUGGACGGUGCAUUUCAACAGUGUAACUGCUACAGUGUGAAAAACUGUAAAACUGUUCUGACAAAGAGAUUGUUCUCGUUAAAAUAGAAUGGACAGAAUGGGUGAUCAUGCUACAUGUGUAUGUUUUUGAGUGUGUCUGUGAGGAACGAAGAGAGAGAGAGAGGGUGUCUCAAAUUUUGAUAGAAUGUUUUCCCCAACCGAAGAUGGGAUGAAGCCGCUUCAGUCAUGACUCACGAAUUUAAUUGCUUUAAGAUUUCUGAACUUCAGCGUUUGCAAGGUUCGCAAGAGGGAGAGAAACUUGAGAGCAAAACCACAAUUGCCUGAAAUCUUCAUCCUGCAGUCACCAGCAGAUGAAUGUCGCCGGACACUCCGCCAUACUGUCAGGUUCGACAGUUCUUUCUGCAACCGAAAACUCCAAUCGUUUGCAUUUACGAUGAAUCAAUUCAUUUUAUGAAGCUUUCCCAUGUUAAUAAUCCCAUGUUAGAUAAUGAUUUCUUCCAAAUCAAGGCACAUCUAGAUUAGACCUUGUAACUUUGUAGACUUGGAGGCCAUUGCCUCUUUCUUUUCCACUAAAUUCUUCUCGGCACGAUAUGAAAAUGAAAAGUUUGAGCAGGACGAUGUUAUAGAGACCACUUUCGUCUCUCGACAAUUUCAGCCCACCGUAGUCUUUACGUAGUUAGAGCACCACAAGGACUGUAGAGAACCCUUUAAGUAGAUAACUAGUUACAGAGUAAUUAUAGUCUUGCUGCAUGCUCAUUUUCUGUGAUCCCCACGUGGGUGCGAUUAGUACUGUGACCUUUCAGGCGCCUCCUCUUGAGGGACUGGCGCGUGCGUCUUUCGCGACUGGUUCACACACUUGGACAUCUGGGCUUCUCUUCUCCAAGGGAUGGGGGUGGUUGGCUGCUUGUGAGACUGGCAGUGAUGCGGUGUGACAUGAGCUCACCGUCCGAAGGCGUAUACUAGCCCUGCUUCUUGCGCCCUCGGUUGACUGAGCUAGUGAGCUCCUGGCUUGAGAUUCACGCUAAGUGCAUGAGAUGGUAUGGUAGACACACAAAGAGCUGUGGCAGUUUUUGCACCUGCAAUGCGUGCGUUUCCUCUUCAGUGUUUUGGGCAGCGGAAUGCGCAAGUAGAGCAUCCACUUUCUCCAUCGCUUCGUAUUCAUGUGUAACGACAGGUAGUGAGGCGGGAAAACCCAGAGAAGUCCUGGGAAAUUACACAGCAAAAUAUUGGACCCAUCUGGCUGAACCUUGACCCUUCAUGUGGUAACACAGAACGCUGCGAGCAUCUAGGAGUUAAAUAUUUGUUUCACAUGGAAUAAUGAAGUAAGUCUUUGGGUGAGGCGCAGUGCUGCGUGUUCUAUAAUUAUACAGAUAUUUAUAGUUGAAAAAUAGUAUUGAUAAUGUUUGUUUCAAUAGGGGAGUUUAAUUUUUUUUUAAUAUAAGCAUAAAGUUUCUUUUAGAAAUAGAACAGCGUUAAAAUGCAAUUGUUCAAACACGGCUACUUGAAGUUAGAAGAUUUAUUAUACAGGUAAUUGGUGAUGGCGUCAGUUCUUUUCAGAGCUGCAAAACAUGAUGGCAGCGAUUUAUUUAUUUUUUGUAAUGAUGCAUGGGCAGUAUCUAAUUAUCCUGAUGAUUAGAAAAAAAGCUCUAACCCCCUAGUCACACGCUUCUGUCGUGCAAGUAAUGUUUGAUAAGUCUUGAGCCUAUACAACAGAGCAGCGUCCCGAUUAUAUAACAGGAUUAUAAUCCUAGGAUUUUCAUUAUAUAACAGGAUUAUAAACUCAGGAUUCUCAUUACUUAGAUGAGUCCAGUCACAGAGCUUGCCCACCACAAGCAAGUGUAUAUAGGCUCAGACUUCAAGCCUUUUCAUCAGUAAUGUGAGCCAUUGGCUAGUAAUGGAAGGUUUACGGAAAUCCUCCUUCAAAAAGUAUAUCAUCUACAGGCGAGAGAAAGGUGGUUUUAGGACAAUAAUACAAGUAACAAGAAAGCACGAGCUGUAAGAAAAGUUUGGAACAAUGUAAACGUUAGGGUUGCCAAACCAAUAAUCUCCCCUUGGACGCCGGACGGUAACGGAGUUAUCCUUCCUAGUUUUGGUCACGUGGUCUUGGAAAAACGUAAACAUUUCGGUGUUUUUCACUAAGACUCCUUUUUAUAAGGUUGUUAUUAAGUAUUAUUAUUAGUCGGGGCGCACGUGUACGGGAAAAAAAGAAUAAGCUCUAGACUAGCUUAUGUCAUUAGACGGAGUGGCAAGACUUGACCAUUGUUUCCCAGGCGGAGUGUUUGCUCGGUGUUUGUGGCUGGCUGAGACGUCCAAGUGCGCGUUUGCUUAUGAGGAAGUGGAUGUUUCUACCCGAUUCCUGGCUUGUACACGUGAUGUUUUAUACACUGUUUAAUUCUUCCAUCUUGACUUAACGUUUGAUUGCUGCCCUUUUUCACAUGUUCAAGUAACCAGUGUGUUGAUGAAGAAAUGCCUAAAAUGGAUUGUUUCGGAGUGGUCUUACCAUGCCAUGUACUCUGUUGUACAGUUUUGAUAAGAAACUAGAUUGAGAGUUUGUGUGCAUUCCUGUUCCAGCUAGCAGAUUAUAUUAAUAUGGGCAGUCCUCUUAUAUGGCUUCAUUCCCCUUCCAUCCUCUGUUUCUUUCUUCAGACUUUUUUUAAAAAAAAUUGUGGCACUCAAUUAGAAUCAGUGACUGACAGUAACUGUGGUGACCAUACUUAUUUCAGACAGUAAAUGUCCAUAGUGCAAUGUUAAGCUCAGUCAUUAUGUGCACAUUUUCUCUUCUUUGUAUAAUACAUAAUUGUACUUGCCAAACAGACUGAUAUACUUAGUAAUCUUCUCUUAUGUUCGUACAUCUUUUUUAAGUCAAUCUGCUGGAUUCUUUUUUUCCCCAUCAGAACUACAAGCACAUUUUUAUCCCAAGAUGCAGUUUGAAUUGAGGAUUAUGCCUUUAGCAUUUUGCAUUUUUUUUAAAAAACAGUUCACUUGUCCAGAAAGCAGUCAUCUUGAAAGUUUGGCUUUUAUACUUAAGCCAUAUGCCUGUAGAAAUUGAUUGAAAAGCUGCACUGUUAAAAUAUAACUAGAUAGAUCCUUUGAAGUAUUGUUUGAACUAUUUUUCUGUGCGACAGUAAGUCGUGAUCAGGAAAAUAUGUUCACUGUAAAGGCAUUUAUUUUAAGCGAGAUGGUUUGAAAGAGUUGCCCCAGUUUUGUAAUGCUGUACGUUUCUGGCGUUUCAGAGUUAGCUGUCAUCGCUGUUAAAAUAGCAUAAAUUAUGGCAAACUUUAGAGUAAAUGAAUUUGACACAUUAGGAAUACCACAGUGACCAUGAAUUUGAAUGUUCUAUCUUGAAAGCUGUAACCAUUGAUUGUUUAUGCCUAUGAAUUGUAAUCGGUGACAUUUAAACCAUUAGAAAAAUUAUUUCAGAAAAAUAUAAUCAGACUGCAUGUGCAAAUAAUAAUUAGGAAUACUUAAAGCUGCAGCCAUAACUUAAUGCACACUGCACAUAAAAAUGCAUAGGAUAAAGUUCUGCAUUGUCUGGCACAUUUUGGCACAGUAAAUGGAUAGUAAUUAAAUUUAUUGAAAUUAAAAUAGGAUACUUAGAUCUUGAAAUUUUGAUUUUGUUAACAUUUAUGGCAUAGUUAUGGAAUAGUAAUUAGUCAUUGAAAUUAAAAUAGGAUACUAAGAUCUUGGAAGUUUGAUUUUGGUAUCAUCUAUAAAUCAAGAAAAACAUUUAGGUACACUUACAUAUAACAUCUGGAAACAUUACCACUGUUGAUGGUAGACCGGUAUCCAGUUUUGCUUUUAAAUGAAAUAAAGAAAAAUCUAGUGCUUUUAUUGAAUUUUAAAGGUCUCAAAUCUUUCAUUAGUUAAAAAAAAAAAUGAAGCUAACAGUAGAUACAGGAAAAGCAUUUGUGCUUACCUGGGGUGAUUUCAUUUUUUUUUUUUUUUUGGUGGUGGUGGUGGUUUUUUGCAAGUUAAUUAUUCUCCUCCAUAACUGAAGUUGUUGAACAUUUUUCAAGAUGUCAUUUGUCUUUGCAUUGUUUCAGACAAAAAUUUCCACUCUGAAUGUUUAAAUUUAAUAGUUUCUGCAAAAUUACUGAAUCAAUAAGCAGGUUUAAUAAGCUGGAUAUCGGUCUACAUAAAAUGUCUUGCUUGAGAGAGAAAUGCCUGAAAUUGCCUCGCAGAUCAAAACUUGUGGCACUUUUCUACACCUCUUGGCUUCAUUACAUUUGGGGCAAUCCCCCGUGUGAUAACAGACUUCUCCAGGCACUGUUGACUUGUAAUUAAAAAUAUUUGUUACAUUA
Messenger RNA from Pomacea canaliculata, 11301 nucleotides. RefSeq lists its product as uncharacterized. Gene Ontology annotation, cellular component: membrane; voltage-gated potassium channel complex. Gene Ontology annotation, biological process: potassium ion transmembrane transport; protein homooligomerization. Gene Ontology annotation, molecular function: delayed rectifier potassium channel activity; protein binding. NCBI's taxonomy places the organism in Eukaryota, Metazoa, Mollusca, Gastropoda, Architaenioglossa, Ampullariidae. The record is from RefSeq and is a predicted model, not a curated record.